UUCGCGCUCCGCCCGGAGUCGUCCUCAUCGUUCCCACCCUCGAUCCCUACCAAACUCCCUUUGCGCAUCAAAAUUAAAUAGAAAUGCGAAGCCGAAGAUAAACUUAAUAAAUAAAAAUUAAUAAUGGUAGUAACAUGAUAAUAUCACAAGGAAGGAGAAGAAGAACCUCAAAAAUAAAAAAAAAAAAACCUAUCUCCUGCUCGAUCCCUGCUUCGCCGAUCGGUUUAUCGUAAGGGGUUCGCAAUCUGAGCAUGGUUUCAGAGUCUGAGCAAUCUUCAUCGAUGGCUAAUGGAGAAAUUGUUGCUGAGAGACCGGCUGGGAGGUUGUCUGUCCCCAGCAAAAAAUCCCAGGCACAAGUUCCAAAGAAAAUUCAUAAAGCUGAAAGAGAGAAACUUAAGCGUGACCAGCUAAAUGAUCUCUUCUCUAAACUGGAUAAAAUGCUAGAACCUGAUCGACAAAACAAUGGCAAGGCAUGCAUAUUGAGUGAUACUACUCGAAUAGUGCGUGACCUCAUUGCUCAAGUAGAAUCCCUCAGAAAAGAAAAUGCUGCUCUGCAAACCGAGUCGCACUAUGUCACCACAGAAAAGAACGAGCUGAGGGACGAGAACGCCGUGCUCCAAGCCCAAAUAUCCGACCUCCAAUGCGAGGUUAGGGCGAGGAUGGGGUACAAUGGAGUUUGGACCAAUCCCCCAAAUGUAAAUACAAUCAAUGCGCUGCAUCCGACGACAAACCCCAUGCUUCAGCAACCGCCUGUCAUCGAGCGAGCUUUUACCACACCACCACGAGAACUCCAGCUGUUCCCCGGGGCAGCGGGAUCACCGGAUCACGAAUCACCGUCCCCGCGUGUUAGGAGACCGCAUGCGAGCUACGCGACACCAUCCAACACCUGGACGGAGCGGCUUCUCCCAGGCCUCAGAAGAGAAGCACAGGAAGAGGAACAGCAACAGAGUAGCAGCGGGAUCACAGAGAGCAGUAGGGAAGAUAGGGUUGGUUAGUAGUGCUUGAGCUAGGGGUGGUGGUGGUUGGCUUGUAAAUGAUUAGGUGUUCAUGAGUAAAUUGUUAUUUUGCUGGUUCUGCUAACUAAUGUUAACGUAGAUAUAUGUUCAGUUACACAUGCUCUUGUAAUGCUUCACAAUUAUUUUAGUUGUUGCAACUAAAUCCUUGAGAAAGGAACGAUUAAUAUAACAGAUGAUGAAAAAAGGAUAAUGCCAAAUUCAUUCUAA
Messenger RNA from Ananas comosus (pineapple), 1223 nucleotides. Its product is annotated as transcription factor bHLH47-like. The transcript is spliced from 5 exons. NCBI's taxonomy places the organism in Eukaryota, Viridiplantae, Streptophyta, Magnoliopsida, Poales, Bromeliaceae. The record is from RefSeq and is a predicted model, not a curated record. Gene Ontology annotation, molecular function: protein dimerization activity. The coding region runs from base 252 to 995 and encodes 247 amino acids.